Molecule: messenger RNA, 1101 nt
Organism: Rotaria sp. Silwood2
Lineage: Eukaryota; Metazoa; Rotifera; Eurotatoria; Philodinida; Philodinidae
Source: the annotation of a GenBank genome assembly
AUGCUUAAAGUCUCCAAAACGAUAGCAACAAAUCCAUUAAUUGGACAAGUUCAAAAUAAAACUGAAAAACUUCAUACAGCUAUUAAUAAAGCUGGCCAACGUGUUGCUAGUGAAGCAUCAUCAGUAAGAAAUAAUUUAACAUCAUUCGAUAUUAAUGAUGUUAUUAAACGAGUACAUAGUUCUAAAAUUCAUGAUUCUGUUGCAUUAAAUGCCGCUCGUGACAUAAAAUCCAUUCAUCAAUCAAGUUCACCUGAUUUACUCAAUGAAAAUCUUAGGUCUAUUCCUUAUGCACGAAUGCAUUCAAAAGAAGAUAUAUUCUCUUCUGAACCACAAUUAAUUAAUGAUGAUCAAAUAUUAUCUUCAUCAUCGGAUUCAUCACCUUCAUCAACACCUGAACUUGAACGACAUAGAAGUAAUCCAUUAAUAAAUCUUGAGACUGAUGAUGAUAAUCCAUUAUUGCCAGCUCCUGUUAUUCUAAAUGUAAUUAAUACUUCUUCGACACCACCAAUUCAACGUUCAACUCCUCAAAUAGAUUCCAAAAUAAAACAAUUACAAUAUGAACUUCAAUAUAAAGUUCAAACAUUUGAUAGUAAACGUAUUGAUCCUCGAAAUGAAUAUGGACAACAAAAAGAAAUAAAAAAACUUGUUGAACAAUUUGAUCCACUUGAUGACCCAUAUUAUUCAAAUAAAAUAAAGAAAAAUUCAAAUGAAUAUGUUUCUUCAAUGGCUGUUACAUUUCGUUUUGAUGAUAAAUUAUUAUCAAAUACGUCUGAUCGUCAUCCAUCUGUUUAUGAAGCAAUACCAACAAAUUGUGUUAAUAAUGUUCUACAAAAUAUACAAACAACAUAUGGUACAGCAAGUCGAACCAAUUUACGAUCAACUUAUUCUAUGCAAACAAAAUCCCAAGAAAAUAAUUUAAAUCAUUUUUCUCCAGCAUCAACUGCACCUGCUAGAUUAUUUCCAAUAAAAACAUAUACAAGUAUUACAGAUGAUGCAGCAUUAAAUUUUGAUCCAUUAGCACCAUCAAAUGAAAAAACUUUAAAUCCUAAUAUUCCAUCAUCAUCACAGACAAAUGGAUCGAAUUUAAUUGAUUUUAAUUAA